UAAAGUUUGCCCCACCUUUGUUGCUCAUGUAAAUAAUAGCAACCUGAAUCUGGGCUAGCAUGUGGGGAGAGUAGAGAACAGUUCGUUUUUAGACAGGUUUGUAGCAGUCAGGUUGCUGAAUAUCUAAUUCGUUUGCUGCUGAGUAAGAUAAACACUCAAAGCAGUAACAAUGUCGGUCGACAGCGUGUUUAGGACCCGCUCUCUCGGUGUGGCCGCCGAGGGUCUUCCUGACCAGUAUGCCGACGGCAAAGCAGCGAAAGUCUGGGAGCUGUACAUCGGAGACACGCAGAGUAGGACGCAGGAAUACAAAAGCUGGGUGGUGUCUUUGCUGAAAGAGCAAGGGGCGCGAAGAGUGCUGGAUGUAGCAUGCGGAACAGGAGUUGACUCCAUCAUGUUGGUGGAAGAGGGCUUUAACAUGGUGAGUGUGGAUGCCAGCGACAAAAUGCUCAAGUAUGCGCUGAAGUCAAGAUGGGAGAGAAGAAAAGAACAAGCUUUUGACCAAUGGGUGAUUGAAGAAGCCAACUGGUUGACGUUACCAGAGGAUCUUCAGAAACCAGGGGCUGGCUUUGAUGCUGUUAUCUGCCUCGGCAACUCAUUCGCCCAUUUACCAGACUUUAAAGGGGACCAGAGUGAUCAAAAGUUGGCCCUUCAGAACAUUGCCAGUAUGGUCAAACCAGGUGGGAUCCUCAUCAUUGACCAUCGUAAUUACGACUUCAUCCUGGAGACCGGCCGGGCGCCACAAGGCAAAAAUAUCUACUAUAAGAGUGAUCUACCUCAGGACAUCUCCACUUCGGUGCUGUGGGUCGACAAUAAGCCCCAUAUGAUCACUCUGGACUACACCAUCCACGUGCCCAAGGCCACCCUUCAAAAUCUUCCUGACGUCAGUAAAUUUCGUCUGUCCUACUACCCUCACCGUCUGGAGAGUUUCAAAGCUUUACUGACUGAGGCCUUCAACGGCAAAAUGGAGCACAGCGUCUACGGAGAUUUCAAGACGUACGUCCCUGGCCAGAGCCAGGCCCCGUGCUACUUCAUCCAUGUCUGUAAGAAGACAGUCUAAGAGCAACCUGUUACACACACACACACACACACACACAGAAAAAAACUUUUAAGUCAAAACAUGCUCCUACUGUGCUCCAGAUUUGGACAAAACACUAUUUGAAUAUGUUUUAAAACAAUAUCUCACUUUAGAUCUUUGUAAAAAAAAAAAAAAAGUAUUAGGAGAAAAGAAGCAUAUUGGCACUAACAUCAUUUGUGUCCAGUGUUGGCAUAUCCAAGAAUGAUUAUGCCAGUAGCUGUCAUUAUCAUCAUUAUAUAAGAAAAUGUAUUAUCAGUGAUUUUUGCUAUGGUCUAGAAAGUUAUUAUUCAAAUUUGCUAUUUGUUUUAAUUUAAUUACACUAAUAAUCGUUAAAUUAUAUAUGCUAAAGUGUUAAAGCCUCUUCCAGGAACUAAUUUUUAAUUUUUAACUUAAAAAACAGUGUGUUCCUAAAACUCUAAAAAGGUCAAAGCUAGUUUUAAAAAUAUAUUCAAAAUUUUUCGGACCACUGUUUUGUCCAUAUCUGGGAUCUGGUAUGUGCUGUCUGCUGCUUUAGUUUUGUGUUUAUCUAAUUUCCGCCUUUCUGAACUUCGAUAACCACAAUGAACAUGUUUUAACAUGGUGCUGUACAUUAGUGAUAUUUCUGAUGAUGGAACACUUGAUAUUAAUUGCCAGUAAUGUGUGAAGUGCAAUUCCAGACAAUUGUAUUAUAAAAGUUUGCCACGAGGGUCUUAAAAACACACACAAAACAUCUGUGUUUUGUGAAUAUGGUAGCCUUUCUUUUGCUUGUAUUUUUGAGCUCGAAAAGUGGAUCCCAUUCUGGUCUACUGCCUUUAUUUCAAUUUAGGCCAAUCUGGCACAGCAUGAUGGCAGUUUUAAUCCAUUAACCUUACUGUUGUGGCUGUCGCCACUUGUUCAAAAGUAUUCUUGCAUACCUUGGUGGACGUCACUUUAAUAAGACCACAGCGAAGUGAACAUUUUGAAUCACCCUGACACCUUAACAAGGCUUGGUUAACCUGUUUAGGGUAAACCAGUGGGACUGUCAAUCCAAUCAACAUUCCUUCACCCCAAAGUGUUCUUACCAAAUCCCCUCCAACUGCAGAGCUAUACAUAACCUCUGACCUCUCUGAACCUGAAAAUGUCCACUAAAGCUUGCUCUUUUAAUAUUUGAAUGUAAUUUUAUUUUGUAGCAAUAGUAUUUAAAAUUGUGUUGUCAACCAAAUAUAUUUUAAAAGUGUUAUUUUCUGCUCAAUCUUGGAUUAUUUGUGCUUCAAAAGUACGAGAACGCUGAUUUUUAUUAAAUUGAGCUGCACAGUACUUAGUCUCAAAUAAUUGAGUUCAGCCAAAUAAUGAGGGGAGCAUGAUGAAAGAAUAAUUUAUUUGUUGCUGUAUUAUCCAGGUUGAAAUACAUUUUGCUUUGACACCAAAUUAAAAAUGUUUUUUUUUCACUGAAAGGAGAAAGGAGCUCUCCCAGAGAGAAAUCAAAUAUUAUCACUACCCCAGCUGUUUGCCUAAACAGGAGUGCACUGUGCAUUCAAAUGUUGUGCCAGUGCCUAGAACUACAUGUACGGUACGCAGGAGUUUGUGAUUGAGAACAACAGUAGCUUCAGAAUGUGGUAAGAUUGGCUGGAUGUGUGAGUGGCCUUGAAAGUUUCUCAAGAGAUUUCAAAACAGUCUUAUUAUGUUGCCAGAUCUUAAAAAUAAAGUGUAAACAUUUUAUAAUGAA
Molecule: messenger RNA, 2759 nt
Organism: Etheostoma spectabile (orangethroat darter)
Lineage: Eukaryota; Metazoa; Chordata; Actinopteri; Perciformes; Percidae
Gene: gnmt
Product: glycine N-methyltransferase
Exons: 6
Coding region: 170-1057 (295 amino acids)
Biological process (GO): one-carbon metabolic process; regulation of gluconeogenesis; S-adenosylmethionine metabolic process
Cellular component (GO): cytosol
Molecular function (GO): glycine binding; identical protein binding; glycine N-methyltransferase activity
Source: RefSeq, a predicted model, not a curated record